GGUUUCGUAACUGAAACUGAAGAAAAGCUAAAGAGCAAAACCCGGAAAAAAAAAAUAAAGAGAAGAAGAGAAUUUAAUAUUUCUUUAUCACAAUUUUGUGCUUUUGGUAAUGAAUUUAUUAUGUGUUCAGUAAUGAAUUGAAUACAGACAUAACCGUCGUGUCUAGUCUCGUUAAAGAUAUGAGAGUUCUUUUGUUGUUUUUAUUUUUAUUUUUUUAAUUAAGCUUUCUUCUUACCCUUCUCUGAUGACUCUCUUGUCUUCUUCUUGUUUGUUUCUUCUUUCAUGGGUUAAUAAAUAAUAACGCUCUCUGAAUCUUUCGUUUUUUUUUUUUUUUUGUCUUCUUUGAAGCUCGAUUUUUAGCUUCUUCCCGUUGCUUGUUGUGUAAAAAGCUUGGAUUUUUGUUUUGUUUUGUUUUGUCAUGUGAGUUUCUUCGAUGGCGAAUGUAGUAGUGGAUGCUGAUUUAAGAAGAUCAGGGUGUAAUGAAGAUGAUCAAUUGUACACGGAGCUAUGGAAAGCUUGUGCAGGGCCACUUGUGGAAGUUCCUCGUUAUGGUGAAAGAGUUUUCUACUUUCCUCAAGGUCACAUGGAACAAUUGGUGGCUUCGACUAAUCAAGGAGUCGUUGAUCAAGAGAUACCAGUUUUUGAUCUUCCUCCGAUGAUACUUUGCCGUGUUCUUAGUGUUGUGUUGAAAGCAGAGCAUGAGACUGAUGAGGUUUACGCUCAGAUCACAUUACACCCUGAAGAAGAUCAAAGUGAACCCACAAGCCUUGAUCCACCUGUAGUCGAACCAACUAAACCGAAGGUUGAUUCGUUUGUGAAGAUUCUAACAGCUUCUGAUACAAGCACUCAUGGUGGAUUCUCAGUCCUUCGUAAACACGCCACUGAGUGUUUGCCUUCUCUUGAUAUGACACAACCUACACCAACUCAAGAACUUGUAGCUAAAGAUCUUCACGGCUAUGAAUGGAGGUUUAAGCAUAUUUUUAGAGGUCAACCGAGGAGGCAUUUACUUACAACAGGUUGGAGUACAUUUGUUACCUCGAAAAGACUAGUAGUCGGAGAUGCAUUUGUGUUCUUGAGGGGUGAAACCGGGGAUUUACGGGUUGGUGUGAGACGUUUAGCUAGGCAGCAAAGUACAAUGCCCGCAUCCGUUAUCUCUAGUCAGAGUAUGCGUUUGGGAGUUCUUGCUACAGCUUCUCAUGCUAUUAAUACAAAAUCUAUAUUCAUUGUGUUAUAUAAACCGAGGAUAAGCCAAUUUAUAAUCAGUGUGAACAAGUAUAUGGUGGCGAUGAAGAACGGGUUUGCUCUCGGUAUGCGGUUUAGGAUGAGAUUUGAAGGAGAAGAGUCUCCUGAGAGAAUAUUUACAGGUACUGUUAUUGGUAGUGGAGAUCUAUCUUCUCAGUGGCCAGCUUCGAAAUGGAGGUCACUGCAGAUCCAAUGGGACGAGCCAUCCUCUAUUCAAAGACCACCCAAGGUUUCAUCAUGGGAGAUCGAGCCUUUCUCAUCAUCCGCGCUAACCACUACACCUACUCAACCACAAUCAAAGACCAAACGGUCCAGACCCAUUGAUUCAUCAAUUUCAGAAAUCACAGCAACCGAGAGGAACUUGAACAAAUCGGUGUUUUCAAGCGGAUUACAAGGCAAGACAACCGAGGCUCCGGGCACAAGUUGCUGUAGGCUGUUCGGAUUCUAUCUCACGAGCAAGCCUUCUUCUUCUGCUCCAGUUCCUCCUGACAAGCAGCUAAUAAAUGUGAAUUCGAACAACUCUGAUUCUACCACCAAGUGUCAAGAUCCUAACUCGUCGAACUCAACAAAAGAGCAAAAGCAACAAACAUCCACUAGAAGCCGAACCAAGGUGCAAAUGCAAGGAACAGCGGUUGGACGCGCGGUUGAUUUAACAUUGUUAAGAUCAUACGACGAAUUAAUCAAAGAGUUAGAGAAAAUGUUUGAGAUUGAAGGAGAGCUUAGUCCUAAAGACAAAUGGGCUGUUGUGUUUACAGACGAUGAAGGGGACAUGAUGCUUGUAGGAGACGAUCCGUGGGAUGAGUUCUGUAAAAUGGCAAAGAAGUUAUUCAUAUAUUCGAGUGAUGAGGUCAAGAAAAUGAGCUCAAAGUCUUUGUUGGAUGAUGAAGGUACAAUCGUAAAUCUUGAAUCGGAUCAGAGGACAGUUCACGUUUAGUGACGAAGUUCUUGAUUUCUUUGGAUCCUCACACCGAGUUGCGAAGUUAUUAGGUGGUUUGUCUCUUGUGUUUGCUUUUGAAGUUAGGUGGGGUUUGUUUAUCUUUAACAUAAAAGAAUUUAAGACUAUAUAAUAUAAUUAAUAUGAACUACUAUAUUAUAUUAAGAAUAUAAUAAUACUAUCUUAUUAGGUUCUAGACGGCGUCGUUUUAUAUUAAGUUUUUACUUUUUUGAUGUGGCUUUUCGUCGUCAUGACUAAUGAUGUGUAAGCACAGAGAAGGUCACACAUUUUUCUUAUGUAAAGAUUCUGUGUAGGCCUAAUAAUAAAAUUAAAUAACGUGGUAGUAGGCCCAAUUUUUUGAGCCCAUAUAUGUAUUUUCUA
Camelina sativa (false flax) is the source of this 2557-nucleotide messenger RNA. Lineage: Eukaryota; Viridiplantae; Streptophyta; Magnoliopsida; Brassicales; Brassicaceae. The record is from RefSeq and is a predicted model, not a curated record.